Molecule: messenger RNA, 3463 nt
Organism: Sus scrofa (pig)
Lineage: Eukaryota; Metazoa; Chordata; Mammalia; Artiodactyla; Suidae
Gene: CLIC3
Product: chloride intracellular channel 3
Source: RefSeq, a predicted model, not a curated record
CGGGGCGCUCAGGGAGCUUUAAAGAGCUCCAGGUCCCACCCAGGCCCUGCUGCCCCGGCUCCCCACCAUGGCCGAGACCGCCAAGCUCCAGCUGUUUGUCAAGGCGAGUGAGGACGGCGAGAGCGUGGGUCACUGUCCUUCGUGUCAGAGGCUCUUCAUGAUCCUGCUUCUCAAGGGCGUGCCCUUCACCCUCACCACCGUGGACACCCGCAGGUGCCCAGAUGUGCUGAAGGACUUUGCCCCGGGCUCACAGCUGCCCAUCCUGCUCUACGAUGGUGAAGCCAAAACAGACACACUGCAGAUUGAGGAGUUUCUGGAGGAGACGCUGGGCCCCCCAGAAUUCCCCAGCCUGGCCCCCAGAUACCGAGAGUCCACGGCCGCGGGCAACGAUGUCUUCCACAAAUUCUCUGCCUUCAUCAAGAACCCGCUGCCCGCGCAGGACGAUGCCCUGUACCAGCAGCUGCUGCGCGCCCUCGCCAAGCUGGAUGGCUACCUGCGCGCGCCCCUGGAGCACGAGCUGGCACGGGAGCCGCAGCUGCGCGAGUCCCGCCGCCGCUUUCUGGACGGCGACCAGCUCACGCUGGCGGACUGCGGCCUGCUGCCCAAGCUGCACGUCGUGAACACGGUGUGCUCGCACUUCCGCCAGGCGCCCAUCCCCGCGGAGCUGCGUGGCGUCUGCCGCUACCUGGACAGCGCCCUGCAGGAGAAAGAGUUCAAGUACACGUGCCCGCACAGCGCCGAGAUCCUGGCGGCCUACCGGCCCGCCGUGCGCCCCCGCUAGCGCCCGCCUCCGCCGCCACGGCGCCCACUCCCCCGCAGCCCCAUACAGGCAUCGCCUCCGUGUGUGUGUAGGGACGUCCCGGCCCCCAGGCCCGCAAGGUCUGCCACCCCCAACUGCCACUGUGAGCCGCGCCGCCUCACACCACAGCCCAGAAGGACAGGCAGAGCGCCCGGUCUGCGGUCCGCCUGCCCAGAGAGCGGGCGCGGUCAGGGAUGGCGUCAGGGAUGCAGGGACUGGAUUGGGCUCCCAAACCAGUCAGGCCAGGGCGGGGCGGCAGGACGGCCGAGGAGGGUGGGAGCUGGGCCCCGGCUGGGCAAGGGCGGGCCUCCAUUCCUCAGUUCUGCCCCAGGUGGCAGGCAGGCAGGCAGGCAGGCCACCCCCAUCUCCCACAGGACCUCCUGAGUUCAUCUGUGUGGGGCCUACAUCAGCGAGGCAGGGCUCCAGCCCCUCGGCAGCCCCGCCCCGCCCUGCCCCCGCCCCGCCCGGCACAGCCCCCCCCCAGCUUCUGGGCUGGCCAGGCAGGAGCAGGCCACCAGGGAGCAGAGCCUCGGGCACCUGUUUAGGUGCUGCAGCCCGUGAUGGCAGGCGGGGGAAUCCCUGAGCCCUCUCCCGGAGCCGGAGCCCAGCCAUGACCUCGGCCAGAUAAAGAUGUUUAUUUGCUGGGGAAGGGGCUGGGGGAGCAGGUGUUUUCGUGCUGGGCAGCAGGAUGGGCAGGCGCCCGUGGCAGGGCCUCAGGGGCUGCCCCUCCUCUCAUGGACAGACUCCUGAGGGCCAUGACCGCACUCUUUGCUGCACUUUCAGGGGUCAUCGAAGUCUACACCACCAGCGGGUUUCUUCCUGGGAGAGAAGAGGGGGUGGCAUUAUGGGGGUGGAGGGGCUAAACCCUGGGCACAGGAGGCAAGGGUGGCGGGGCACCUCUUGAAGCCGGGGUUGAUGAGAGACUCUCCUGGGCACCAUCUCUUGACCCCAGGUCCAGGGCCACCUCUCUGAGGAUCCAGGUCUGGGGGAAACAGGAAGGGGGGGCUCCUGAAUCCAGCGGGAUCCGAGGGCCACACACAUAGAUCCUUCCUCUGGAGGCUGAGCCUUGCUCUGGGGAAACCGAGCCCCAAUCCAAGUCCUGGUAACAGGCCUUACCUGGCAAGAAGUGCUGAGAGCCCACCUGCCAGGGGCUCUUGCGGGGGCUGGUGGAUGUCUCCUCCUCCGCAGCUGGGGGAAAGCAGAAAUGGAGGCGCGGGUAGGGGGACCUGAGAGAAGAUGUGAGACCCCCCCCACCCCCCCCCACCGCCACCCCCGCUUACCUGCCAGCUGCCGCUCCAAGCUGCACAGGCGCUCUGCCAGGCCCAGUGUCAGUGCCCGCAACCUGGAGGCUGCCUCCGGGCCAGGCACCUUGGAGAGGUCAAAGUCCAGCGGUGAGGGCCCCCCAGAGAGGGUCAGGGAUGCCCUGUCGUCCUGGAAGGUGAGAGUCACAGCUUGCUGCUCACAGGCUGCCCUACGAAAGGAGGGGGCCUGAGUGCCGUGGGCAGACCCACUCGCUCCCCCCGACCCUUCCUCCCUGCUCAGGGGCUCACCUGAAGCGGGGGGUGAUGUCUUCAGCCGCACUCAGGCCAAAACGGGCUUUCUACGGGGCACAGGGACUGGUCACCAGGUGCCUGGGACCCUAGAACCACUGGGGACACCCCAAAUCUGCCCGACCCAGAGCCGCGCGGGACCGAUUUUGGGACUAGAGCUACAGAGCUGUGGGAAGGGCGCUCAGACCCUUCCGGGGGGGGGGGGUCCCAGACCCUUCGAUCCCAUAGGCGGGCAGCGCUGCCGUGUGGGGUGCUGGGGGCGACCGGCCGUCCGGAAGCCCCGUUACCCACGAGGGCCGCCAGGCUGUCCGGCGUGAAGCAGGUGCUCCAAAGCUCCGCGGCGUCCGUCACACUGCGAGAGAGACGGGCUGUCAGGCGGCCCGCACAGCUGCGGGCACCCCUCACCGCCCCGCAGGCCCCGCUACUCACUAGAGGUUGAAACCGCCACGUCCCCCGGCCCCACUUCCCUCCCCCUCGCAGUAGCACACGAAGCGCGGGGGUCCAGGGCCCGGCGGCAGCGUGCAGAGCGGCGGCGGCGGCAGGGGCGGCGGCACCAUGGCACCUAGGCGGACGGAGGGACCCGGCGGGCACCGCCGUGGGCCUAGGGCGCCUGCGCGGGUGGACGUCUUCCGGCGCGGGGGCGGGGCCUGCGCCGGAGGGCGGGCUUGGGGGUGGGGCAGAGGCGAGCGUGGCCCACCGGGUCUGCACGGGGCGGGGCUUAGGGUCCCGGACUCGCGGGGUGGGCGGGGCUUAGGGCGUGGGCGGGGCUCACCAGGAGGGGCUUAGUUAUGAGGCGGUGCCUGAGCCGGUUGAGGCGGGGCUUCGCGCUCGGGGCGGGGCUCCCGGGCUGACCUGUCCUGAGCGCCUUUCCCCCAUGACAGGGGCUGCGCAGCGCGGUCCCCUUGGGUGCCCCUGGAGCCUUAUCCACGGCUGAGUCCUGGGUUCCCUCCUUCACGUAAACCCUGGCCGGGCGCAGGCCCCAGCAGCCACCGCUCAGGCCUCAGAUUGCUUUGACCCCUUUGCUGGUCCCUGCGGCUUCCCCCUGGCCUCUGCUUCCCAUGGUCACCUGUAACAGGUCAGAACACGAAAGUGAAUAAAGCAUGGCGCAAGUGCA